Molecule: messenger RNA, 198 nt
Organism: Miscanthus lutarioriparius
Lineage: Eukaryota; Viridiplantae; Streptophyta; Magnoliopsida; Poales; Poaceae
Source: the annotation of a GenBank genome assembly
AUGGCGGCCGGGUUCGUCACCUCCGGUGGCCUCGGCGUCGCCGGGCUGUCCGUGUUCUCCUGGAUGUACAAGUACCUGACGGGCAAGCACCCGCCGGGCGCCGACCAGCUGGACCACGCCAAGGCGAGGCUGGCAUCCAAGGCCCGUGACAUCAAGGACGCAGCGCAGCACCGCGUCGACCAGGCGCAUGGGUCAUGA